Onychostoma macrolepis is the source of this 1713-nucleotide messenger RNA. RefSeq names its product small integral membrane protein 13 (gene smim13). Lineage: Eukaryota; Metazoa; Chordata; Actinopteri; Cypriniformes; Cyprinidae. The record is from RefSeq and is a predicted model, not a curated record. Bases 205 to 471 code for a protein of 88 amino acids. The transcript has 3 exons.
UACGAGCGCUUCCGGGUCAUCCUCAGAUUGAGUGUGUUGUUGAGGCUCUGGUUCGCUGUUUUCUCGCUCUUCUCUUUUCUCUGUAAAUGGUUCAAUGAUGUAGAUAAGGAGAACAUUUGAGACUCUCCGUGACAUGCGCUACCGGCCUCCGUCCCCGCGGGAUUCGGCGUGAAGACGAGCGUGAACGUCUGAAAGAAGAGGAGGAUGUGGCAGAGUGUUGGUUUGACCGUGUUGGUGAUUGUGGCCACGCUGAUAUGUGUCCUCCUCUUCAUGCUCUUCGGGUGGUAUGUGGUGUGGCAGCUCUUCCUGUCUAAGUUUAAAUUCCUGCGGGAGUUGGUGGGAGACACCGGUUCUCCGCAGACUGAAACCGAGCCCUCCGAGUCCGAGAGUGAACGCAGCUCGCCCCCGACGCCCCGCCACAGACCCAAAAGCGCUCGCCAAAGGAUCAUCCCUCCUGACAGCACUACAUAAAGCCCUGAGCCAGAUCUCCUCCAGUUCACCGUCAUAACCGUUAUGCUGUUUUAGGCUGGACGUGAGGUCAUUUCUUGUGUAACGGACCUGUGCUUUCCUUCACAUCCACUCAUCAUGGUUACACUCGUUCACAGCCCGUCUGAAGGCACGGUUUUUUUGUAUGAACCGGCUCAGCCACACGCUCAUGUCCCGACUAACACGCUGCUACCCUCCACUCCGGAUGUAUAGUAUGUUUACGUGAGAGCGUAUCGAUAUGUAUUUGUUGCUGUUUAACCAAUCUGUUAAUGACUCAAGCUCACAAACAACAAGCUGAUGACCAAACGUCCAGUGUUUCUGUGAGCUAACAGCACUACUAUUCAAACUGACACCACACUGGUUCUGACAUGUGUGGAAGCCGUUUCCACCACGGAAUAAAAAAAAGUAAUUUUAUCUCACAAUUCUGAUGGAAAAACAGAAUCGAGAGAUAUAAGCAUCUUACAAUUCUGACUUUUUUUUCCUCUGAAUUCUGAGUUUACAUAAAAAAGCCAAUUGUGACUUUCUAGAUUUUUCUUUUCAGAAUUGUAUUACCUUUUUCAUUUUUUUUAUUCCAUGGCAGAAACAAAAAGACAAAAUUGUAAAUUUACUAUUGUGUGGAAAAAAACCCCCUGAAAAUUGUGAUAUUUUUUUUUUCUUUUAGAACAGUUUUAGUUUAUUUUUUGAGAAAAAAAUAAUAAUUGUGAAGAAGUUAAAGUUGCAAUUACCUUUUAAUUAAUUUUUUUUUUAUUGUGACUUCCAUACAAAUUUGUCCAACAAGUGCAAUGAAAGCUUCUUUAUUUGUCACAAAGUAAACAGACAUUUUGACAGGAGUGCACACCCCUAUAAUGUUAAGAAUAGGCAUAUUAGGAUGUCUUCGUAAAAUUUCCUUUGCUCCCAACACAGCAUAGUGCUUUAUGAUGGCUGCCAUCGGUCACCUCCACUCCACAUCCUUGUGCCUCUGGCUUGGGUUGAAGUCGUCCUGUUUGAGCGGAUGGAUCUCGGAUACUCCUGCUGUUCCCAGCUUUAGAGAAGCAUUAGAGCUAGAAAUGCUGCACUGACCUCAGGUCAGCCGACCCUGCCUGUGUGUGAAACUGUCCACAGGUCAGCUUCUGAAGAAAUGCCGUUAUCAGCAGUGUAGACGGUCACAUGUUUUGUUAUAUGUUUUUUUUUUUGGUCCCUUUUAUGACAGUAGAUGUUUUCCCUUCAUAAUAAAUAUUUCAUAAAACA